This is a messenger RNA of Pectinophora gossypiella (pink bollworm), 1357 nucleotides long. RefSeq names its product galactose mutarotase. Gene Ontology annotation, molecular function: aldose 1-epimerase activity; carbohydrate binding. Gene Ontology annotation, biological process: glucose metabolic process; beta-D-galactose catabolic process via UDP-galactose, Leloir pathway. Lineage: Eukaryota; Metazoa; Arthropoda; Insecta; Lepidoptera; Gelechiidae. The transcript is spliced from 6 exons. The record is from RefSeq and is a predicted model, not a curated record. Bases 166 to 1248 code for a protein of 360 amino acids.
UUUGAUGUAGGUAAUCUCACCACAUACGUUCCAGCACAUACCACGCCUAAUUUCACACGAGUUUAUAAAUUGCUUGUUAUUCAACUACCACAUUCAUUCUUUACAAUCUACUGAAGUAUCCAAUCUUGCCGCUGUAACUGUGAUAUUACUGAACUGAGUUACAAAAUGGUGGUGCUCACAGCAGAAGACUUCGGCACUUUUAAGGGCGAAGUGGUGAAGAAGUAUACGUGGAAGACAAACUCCGGAUUUUGCCUCAGUGCUAUUUCUUAUGGAGCCAUCAUUCAGUCUAUUAAAGUAAAAGACAAGAACGGAGAGAUCACAGACAUAGUUCUCGGGUUCGAUGACCUUGACGGUUACGUCACCAGGAACACGCCAUAUUUCGGCGCGGCUAUUGGUCGAUGCGCGAACAGGAUUGGCGGAGCCACCUUCGACAUAGAUGGCGCCACUUAUAACGUUGCCAAGAAUAUUGGCAACAAUCAUUUGCAUGGCGGGAUCGUUGGUUUUGAUAAGGUCAACUGGAAAUCGACAGUGGAUGGCGCAAAGGUGACCUUUAGCUACUUCUCGAAAGACUUGGAAGAAGGUUACCCUGGCAACUUGGUGGUCUCCGUGUCAUAUGAAGUGACUGACGAUGACAGGUUACACAUGGACUUUGCAGGCACGACUGAUAAGAGGACUGUGGUGAACCUGACAAACCACUCUUACUUUAACUUGGCUGGUCACGACACUGGUUCCGAGGAGCUGUACAACCAUGUGUUUGUAAUUAAUGCUGACAAGAUAACGGAGACGGAUUCAGAUUCGAUUCCAACUGGUAACUUCAGCAAGGUGGGUGGUACUCCUUACGACCUGCGAGUAGCCAAGCGGUUGGGUGAUGUAAUGGACCAACUUCCGGGGUUGUACGAUGAUAACUUCUGUGUUACCAGCUAUGAGAAUAAGGGCUUGACCUUCGUCUCCCACGUGGUCCACCCGUCUUCAGGACGCUUCCUGGAAGUCUACAGCAACCAGCCAGGAGUCCAGUUCUACACCAGCAAUGGUCUGCCAGCUCCCGACCAAGAAGCCAUCAUUGGCAAGGGUGGUGUCGGCUACAGACGCCACGGAGCCUUCUGCCUUGAAACCCAGAACUACCCAGAUGCCAUCCAUCAUCAGAACUUCCCUAAGGUCGUGCUGAGUCCAGGAGAAGUGUACGAUCAUAAAGUGGUGUAUAGUUUCGGGGUUGAUAAGCGCAGUUCUCCCCAAGUAGUACAGUCAUGAGCAAUAUCAUGUACCCACUUUAGGACCCUGUCGCACUAUCAUAUAUGAUUUGACAUUUAAUGAGACUUACGGUUUUAUUUGUUAAAAAAGUUAAUGUGACAUGGUUUCA